Molecule: messenger RNA, 1659 nt
Organism: Lodderomyces oxycetoniae
Lineage: Eukaryota; Fungi; Ascomycota; Pichiomycetes; Serinales; Debaryomycetaceae
Gene: PWP1
Product: rRNA-processing protein
Exons: 1
Coding region: 1-1659 (552 amino acids)
Biological process (GO): rRNA processing
Cellular component (GO): nucleus
Molecular function (GO): protein binding
Source: RefSeq, a predicted model, not a curated record
AUGAUCUCUUCCAGUACUUGGGUACCUCGAGGUUAUGCCUCUGAGUUUCCAGAAAAAUAUGAGUUGGAUGAUGAGGAGAUGGCUAGAAUAAAUGAAAUAGCUAAACUCGAAAUUAGCGAUGCCAAAGAAGAAUUGAGUGAAGCACAGAAAGCUUCAAGCUUAAAAGAUCAAAUUGAAAUUGAUGAUGAUUUGAAGAAAUACAACUUGGAGACGUACGACGCUGAAGACGAUGAUUAUGGAACAGGUGAGAAUAUUACAAUGUUUCCCGGAUUGUCUAGCAGUGAUGCUAAGAUGUACGAGAAUGGAGAAGGAGAAGAAGGAGAAAACGACAUGUAUUUAAUGUUACCUACAGAAGUCGAUGAGCAAGAAGAAAAACAAGAAAACCAAAUAUACCCGACUGACAAUUUAGUGCUAGCUACACGAACGGAAGACGACAUAUCUUGGUUAGAUGUAUAUAUUUACGAUGAUGGUGCUGGCGCUCCAGCUGGCGCCGAGGAGGAAGAAGAAGAUAAAUUGGAUAACGAUGUAGCAAAAGGAUUGGUUCGAGACUCGGCAUUAUAUGUCCACCAUGAUAUAAUGUUGCCGGCUUUCCCAUUGUGUGUUGAGUGGGUGAAUUACAAGCCAGAGUCUGACGGUUCAAAUAUUGGGAACUUUGCAGCUGUGGGUACAUUUGAUCCUCAAAUUGAAUUAUGGAACUUGGAUUUUGUAGAUAAAGCAUUUCCAGAUGUGAUUUUGGGGGAAAUGGAAGUGGAAAAGGAAAAGAAAAAGAAGAAGAAAAAGAAGAGCACGGGGCAUGUUACAACACACCAUACUGAUGCCGUAUUAUCUUUGUCCCAUAACAAAAUCCACAGGUCAGUAUUGGCUUCAACUUCUGCCGACAAGACUGUGAAAUUAUGGGACUUGAGUAUUGGACAGACCGCUCGGUCUAUGGAUAAAAUCCAUCACGGGAAAACAGUGUCUUCUUCGCAAUGGCACUCGACGGAAGCUUCGAUUUUGCUAACUGGUGGGUAUGAUGCUAGUGUGGCUUUAACAGACGUAAGGAUAUCGGAAGUAAGCCAAAUGUCGAAGUAUUAUACAGUGACUGGGGGAGAAGAUGUUGAAAACGUGAGGUGGAGUAGUAAUCCUGAAUUUUUUUUCGCAGGAACCGAUCAGGGUAAUGUGUUUUGUUUCGAUAUAAGAAAUGAGUCAAAAGCCUUAUGGACGUUGCAUGCACAUGAUGCCGGUAUAUCUUCUCUAGAUAUUAAUAGGUUUAUACCUGGCAUGCUAGUUACAAGCGCUAUGGGUGAAAAAACAGUAAAACUUUGGAGGGCGCUGGAAAACACCACUAGCGGGCCGUCAAUGGUAUUGUCGAGAGAUUUUGGUUUGGGCAACGUGUUGACUGUUGCUUAUGCUCCGGAUAUAGAAGUUGCAGGUAAUCUCGUAAUUGGUGGUGUAACUGGGGGAUUAAAAAUGUGGGACACAUUUACAAACAAAUCUGUAAAGAAUGUGUUUGAACAAGACUUGGUUAAUUUGAAGAAGAGAGCACGCGAUGAAGCUAAACGUGCUGGUCGCGCAUCGAGGAUUGCCAGAAAAUAUCAAGUAGAUGCAAAUGAUAUAGUGCUCGAGGUAGAAGGAUCAAAAAACGAAUCUGAGUCAGAAGAUGAAGAUGAAGAUGUAUAA